Messenger RNA from Spodoptera litura, 1038 nucleotides. Its product is annotated as coiled-coil-helix-coiled-coil-helix domain-containing protein 7. NCBI's taxonomy places the organism in Eukaryota, Metazoa, Arthropoda, Insecta, Lepidoptera, Noctuidae. The record is from RefSeq and is a predicted model, not a curated record. Gene Ontology annotation, biological process: mitochondrial respiratory chain complex assembly. Gene Ontology annotation, cellular component: mitochondrion.
UGUCAAACAAAAGUCAACUGUCAAAUAAUUGACUGAUUAUCGCGACAAUCGACAUGUAAACAAUUAAUAAAAAAAUAAAUAUUAUAGAAAAAACAUUAAAUAAUCGUCAAAAACUAAAGAAAAACAAGGAAUAUUGUCCCUCAUCCACCAAGAUGACGAAACUAAAGAAUACAGAAGCCGAACGGUUAAAUCCUUGUCUUAAGGAGCAAGAAAUGUCUUAUCAAUGCCUAAACAAGAACGGGUAUGACCAAUCCAAAUGUGAAGAGUAUUUUGAUAACUACAAUACAUGUAAAAAGUUUUGGGGUAAGGUAUACAAGGAUAGGAAAGCUAAGGGAUUAUAUCCAUACAUGCCGGAAGUUGAAGACAGGCCUAAAAUAAAGGAGGAAUAUUUUCAAUAUGUUAAAACCCAACUAUCUUAAAUAAAUUUUACAAAUAUUAGUUUUAGAACAAACUGUAUAAAGAUUGUCAUGAUUUUAAAAAGAAAAGAAAGGGGAAUAUUGUCAACAGAUUUCAGAAUUUUGCAUGUUAACUCGUCAAGUACCGUCAUUAUAGACACAAUUAUAGAACAAUAGGUUGCAGUCACCGGUGACCGUUUGGUGUUUGACAGUUUAAAGAUACACUAGUUAAGUGCCCAUAAUGUCGCAUCAUACUUUUAAAAAACAGUCACAGCUACAUUAGCACAAUGUUGCUCCAUAGAGACAUAUUUUAUUAGGCAAAGACCAUCACUUUACAGCCUGUCAAAAUAUAAUAAUGUUGUCCAGGUUCAGUUUACCUAAUCUUUCUCUGGUUUGGGCAAUUUUCUGCCAUUUUGUGCAAUAAAAUAUAACUAUAAAAUAAUGAUAACUAUGAAUCGUUCAACAAUACUAAUAGAAAUUGGUUUUAUAUCUUUUUAUUGUUUCUGCAUUUUAAUUGACUUGUUCCCCGGUGGCAGGAAGGAAUUUUGCUUUUAUUUGUUGCUGGUAAUACUAUUUAACCUUAACACGGUGUGAAGACAGAGUAAUAUAUUUAUUUACAAUAAAUACAUAUAUGGCCAUUUUA